AUGGAUCUUACAGCUAAACAUGGACUGGCGCUGCUCGACCAGCUGAGGAAGAUGAGGGAGAGCGAGCAUCUUACGGAUGUGGUGCUGGUUGCGGAAGGAAUCAGCUUUCCCUGCCACCGGGUCGUCCUAUCUGCCUUUAGCCCAUAUUUCCGGGUCAUGUUUACAUGCGGCCUGCGUGAGUGCAACAGCAGAGAAAUAUUCUUGCGUGACACCCCUGCAGACAGCCUGGCCCUCCUCUUGAACUACAUGUACUGCUCAGAUCUUCCUCUCACUAACGACAAUGUGCAAGGCAUUUCUAUCGCAGCUUUUCUCCUGCAGAUGGACGACGUCUUCUAUCGCUGUCAGGUGCACAUGACAGAGAAUAUGGAUGCCUCCAACUGCCUCGGUGUGUAUUACUUUGCGCGUGACCUCGGUGCAGAGGAACUGACUGACCAUGCUCAACGCUUCCUGAGGCAGCACUUUGUACAAGUCUGCCAAAAUGAGGAGGUGCUGGAACUGGAAGCCCAUCAGCUAGGGAAGCUCCUGAGUUCUGAUGACCUUAAUGUUUCACGAGAAGAAACCAUCCUGGACGUGGUCCUUCGCUGGGUCAAACACAGCCCUCUGGUGGAUGGAGAGGCCCGUUUUCUGCACCUUCCAGAGCUUCUGAGAAAGGUCCGUCUGCCACUGAUAAAUCCUGUCUACCUAAGAGAGGCGAUGAAGAGGAACACGGCCCUACUGUCUGAUGCUGAAUGUCUAGAGAUGCUCAAUCAAGCCUUGGAUGCCACAUCGAUGCAUCCCUCAGCUGCACCGCGCAAACUGAAGCUGCGGUUCGGCAUGGAGACCACAGAUCUGCUGCUCUGUGUUGGAAAUGACGGUUGUGGGAUUAGGUCAAGAUAUGGUAACUUUACUGAGCGCAGCUUUUGCUAUGCCCCGUCCACAGGCCGAACCUACUACAUCACUUCACCUCGCUAUGCAGAGGCUCUGGGCUACGUGUGUGCCGGGGUUGUAACUGAAAGAAAUGACAUUAUAGUGGCAGGAGAGGCAAGUGCUCGCAGGAUGGCCCGACAGAAGGAUGCAAAAGUUGAGAUUUACAGAUACAAAGUGGAGGCCCAAGGAAGCUGGGAGCCCCUGACGUCAGCAGAGUACCGUGACUCAUACGCUCUGGUGUCACUGGGUGACACUCUGUACCUGCUGGGUGGACAGAUGAGGCUGAAGAACCAGUUUCUCAUCACUAACUGUGUGGAGCGAUGGUCUCUUCAAGGAGGACCCUGGCGCAGUGCAGCACCCCUGCCUAUGCCUUUAGCCUAUCACAGCGGGGUCACAAUGAAAGACAGAUUUUAUGUGAUAGGUGGUCGAACACCACAGUCAUACCGGAUGGAUGAUGAGCCGGACCGUCUUAGUAACCGUCUCCUGGAGUAUGAUCCAAACACAAAUAAGUGGACAGAGUUAUGUCCCAUGAAGUAUUCAAAGUACCGCUGCAGUGCUGUUGUCCUCAAUGGUGAAAUCUAUGUGAUGGGAGGUAUCGGGUGUGAGGGUGUGGACCAUGGGCAAUCCCGGCGCUGCCUCGAUGCUGUAGAGAUCUACAACCCAGAUGCAGACGACUGGAGGGAUGGACCUCCUCUCCCAUCUGCACAACUUGCACUGCGCACCAACUCCUCCAACGCAGGAGUGGUGGGAGGCAAGAUCUAUGUGUGUGGAUACUACAAAGGAGCAGAUCGUCAUGAUGAUAUAACAAAGGACAUUUUGGAGCUGGACCCGUGGGAUAAACGCUGGACAGUGGUGGCUCGGCAGGUUCUGAUGCAUGACAACUACGACGUCUGCUUAGUGGCAAAUCUCAACCCAAGGGGACUCACAUCCCCACCUGCAGACCUAGUUAAACAGUGACACCCUUGUCAGAUCAGGUCAAAGUCUGUGAGGGUGAAUUAGAGAAAGGAAAUUAAUUAUUAAUUAUUAAUGCACUUACUGCUGGGCCAAAAGCAUUAAUUAUUUUCAAGCAGAAAAGGUUUUAGUGCCUUGCAUG
Centropristis striata (black sea bass) is the source of this 1999-nucleotide messenger RNA. It is a transcript of the gene kbtbd12, whose product is annotated as kelch repeat and BTB (POZ) domain containing 12. Gene Ontology annotation, molecular function: protein binding. The transcript is spliced from 5 exons. The record is from RefSeq and is a predicted model, not a curated record. NCBI's taxonomy places the organism in Eukaryota, Metazoa, Chordata, Actinopteri, Perciformes, Serranidae. Bases 1 to 1863 code for a protein of 620 amino acids.